AGAAGGGCGUCGAUUGUCGAAUAAGCAGCAGCUGCAGUAGUCGAAUCUUACUCUGUAGUCUACUCAAUCAUUUUUUCAAAAUUGAAGUGAUAAUUUUUAGUAACAAUACAAUAUCCAUAACUGAAAUGUAAGAAGUCGUGAUAAAAACAAUAUUCUUGUAUGUGCACGAAAUUAUUGUCUCCCAAUAAGCACUUUAUAUCAAUGAACAAUUUUUUUAGUUAGUGUUGUUUUUUGUCGUAAAUUAAUUCAAGUGUGUUUACAGAGUUUUUUCCCCGACUGUAUCUCCAGAAUACAUAUAAGUCAGUCAGUGUUAACCUACCGUAUGUCAUUAUGACAAUGACCAAAAUCAACGAUUUACUUAUUAAUACCAAUGGUAAGCGUGUUCAAACUGAUAACUUGGAAAACGAUAAAAAACGUUUAAGAUGUUCUAAUGAGAAUGUAGCUCCUGUUAAACCACAUAAAUAUGUAUCAAAAGAGGAUACUACUGCAAAUCAAUUUAAUGAGGAAAUUAAUAGAACAUUGAAUAAUAAAAUGGCCAGCAAGAGUGAUAUUUCUCUGCAGCAAAAUCCACCUAGUAUUACUAACUCAUCUGUGUUAUAUGUGAACAGUGAUCGUAAAAAUGUGAUGCCCAUAUCGGAUUCUGCUUGUACUGACAUAAUAAGCAGUACUGAUCAAUCUGCUAUUCCAUGCAUUACACUUGAUACUGAUAGUGAUGAUGAUAGUGAAAAUAGUAAUUUUAUUAUGAAUGUUUCAUCUGACGGUAUCACUGUAGAAUAUUCUAAACAAAAUUGGCCAGUUAUUUUAAGAAUGUUACAGGAUCCAAUAUCUGGCAUCAAGCUUUUUGAAAGUAUUCUAAUGCAAAAAAUAGCACUUCAUUUAACUGAUACUAGUUCAAUGGGUAAAGAUCGUUAUUUAUUAGACACAGUUAAACAACGAGAACAAAAUUUAAAAAAUGGCUGCUUGAGCCUGCGUAAAGAAAUAAAUGAAAUAAGGAUAGCAGUGCUAGAAGAUAAACAAAGGUUGGCUAAAUUAAAGAAUCAUAGUAGACCAAUAUACACGACCACUGGUGUACAGGCUACUUUAGACAAUAAUGAAAAGGAAUCUCAAAAUACUUUGGCUGAAUUAAGAAAAUCCGAAAGUCGUAAGCCUAUAGUGACAGACUCUUCUUAUGGGGAAGGGAAAAAAGAAUUUGAUGAGAAUCUAGAAACAUACAUAUUAAAUGAUUCAUCAACUAAACAAGCAAAUCAGCAAGUUAUCGAUGAACUCCUAAAACCACAGAAAGUUUUGCCCAAACUCCCUGUAUUACAGUCACAAAGACAAGUUACUGAAAUACCUCAUAAACAUGCACUUCCAUUAAAUCAAACUGGUAAUGAUUGUUCCUCAAAAAGUGCGAUUGUCACUUCACAACCACAGAUUAAAAAUACAAAUCACACUAUGUCAACUGGUAAUAUGGGAAAUGACGAAGUAAUUCAAACUUUACAUAUGGAUGGUAAAAUUACUCCAACUUCUGGUAUUCCGCUUUUACAACCCAAAGUAACUGCAGUUAUGGAACAUGUUGAAAUAAGUAAUAAUUUAAGAAUAAAUCAGACGGUUGUAAAUGGUACAUCAUCAUCCCAACAGUGUGUUAGAGACAACCAAGAAAAUUUAUCAAUGUUGAAACCUGUUCCAUUAGCAAUUCCUCUGCCUAUAGCUAUACCAUUACCUGUUAGCAAUGACGAUUCCUCAUCUCGACCUGCUCAGUCAUUACAUGACAGUUCAGGAAUAACAUACCAACCACCUCCGGUUCCUAAGAUAACCCUUGAACUAACAAAGGAUCGUCCACAUCCUGCUGUUAUGUUGUUAUGGGAUUUGGAUAAAGACCAGAUCACUACACCCAUCAAGAGCUUUGAAGUUUAUAGCUAUGAGUUAUGGGAUAAUGCAAAAAAGCCAAAACAGUGGGUGCUAAUUGGCGAAGUCAAAGCAUUGCCCCUACCAAUGACAUGUACAUUAAAGUUGUCGAGCAACAAGGACAAACGAUUUUACUUUACAGUUCGAGCUAGGGACGUUAGUGGUAAAUUUGGACCAUUUAGUCAGCCUGAGUGUGUGCCCUUAUCAUAAUCUGUAGUAUAACUUAACAGCAAAAUUUUCUUUCUUGGUCAAAAAGACUAUAACAAAAUUAUUUAUUACUAUAAUUUUUUUUUAUAUUAAUGAACUUCAAUAAUAUUUUUACUUAUUAUAAAGCUAAAUAAAUAUAUCUUAAAUCAUUUUUUAUUUAAGAUAUAAACCGAAGUUUGAACAAAUUGAGUGUUUUUUUUAUUAAAAUAAUAAAUACAUUAUCAAAAUUGUUGUUAUUGAA
Messenger RNA from Adelges cooleyi (spruce gall adelgid), 2335 nucleotides. RefSeq names its product activating transcription factor 7-interacting protein 1-like. Lineage: Eukaryota; Metazoa; Arthropoda; Insecta; Hemiptera; Adelgidae. Gene Ontology annotation, molecular function: protein binding; transcription coregulator activity. Bases 331 to 2097 code for a protein of 588 amino acids. The record is from RefSeq and is a predicted model, not a curated record. Gene Ontology annotation, cellular component: transcription regulator complex; nucleus. Gene Ontology annotation, biological process: regulation of DNA-templated transcription. The transcript has 9 exons.